CGGAUGGCCACUUUCCUAACCAUACUCACGGAUGGCAUGGAUUGUCGUUGCAGCUGGAUGCCAUCCUGGUAUGUACUUUGACAUCUUCCUGCGGAGAUGUGUCAAUUGCACACGAGGAUCCUUCCAGUCUCAACGCUCGGAGACCUUCUGCUUUCGCUGUCCUGGCAACAAGACGACGCUGUACUCUGGCACACGUGACCUGUCUCAGUGUAGAGAAACAAAAUGCGGUGGAAACCUGACAUCAAUGUCAGGCGUCAUCACAUCCCCAAACUACCCCGACGCCUACCCUCGCUUCCUGGAAUGUACCUGGACAAUCCAUCCGCGAAGAGGGCGCAACAUCUUGCUUCUUAUUCCAAGUAUCUCGCUUCCGACCACGCCCGACUGCUCGGACUAUCUGACGAUGCGGGAGAGUUCGAGUCCUUACUCUGUGUUUACAUAUUACGCGUGUGAGUCCUUCGAUCAGCCCGUGGCGUUAGUGUCACGCUCCAAGAACCUCCAUAUCAAGUUUAAGUCGAGCCAGAACAGCAUGGCGGAGGGAUUCAAAAUAUUUUAUGUCACAUUUGAAGAGCGUUUCAGGAACAUUGUGAAACACAUCGUUGAAGACGGGGAGUUGUAUGCAAAUGAAACAAACAGACGACUGCUUCAGGAUGAGACUCUUGUGCGCCAAAUUCUGGACGUGAUAGUAGACCCAUCGAGCUUUGAAUAUUCAGUCAGCUCCAAUCGCUUACACAGCAAGAUUCCAAGUGGAUUGCUAAAGUUCAUUGAAAAUAAAGUGUACGACUUUUUCUCGAACGUCAGUCCUUACAGGAAAAAGCGAGCAACACAGAGAUCAACUUUCGUCUGAUUCGUUACCUGUUUGUAGUGUUCAAUUACAAGUAGUUGGCUCUGUCCUCAGUUAGGAGCUUAAUAGGACAAGUGAUCAUAGGAAACGAUCAAUAACCGACGGGCAUUAUAAGGGUAUUGGAAGCAGAAAGACAGAUCUAGGAACUGGAAUGUGUUUCCAAAUGACUUUAGUGGCCUUUAAGCCUUGGCACACUGUAAGCAGACAGAUGGGUAUUAUGAUACUUCCUAGAAUAAGUUAUAGGGGUCAGAGAUGACAA
Molecule: messenger RNA, 1100 nt
Organism: Nematostella vectensis (starlet sea anemone)
Lineage: Eukaryota; Metazoa; Cnidaria; Anthozoa; Actiniaria; Edwardsiidae
Product: signal peptide, CUB and EGF-like domain-containing protein 2
Exons: 4
Coding region: 32-844 (270 amino acids)
Biological process (GO): signal transduction
Cellular component (GO): cell surface
Source: RefSeq, a predicted model, not a curated record